AUGUCCUCCAAGGCCUGGCCCAUGCCGCAGCUAUGGCGGAACGACGAGGAAAUGGCCAAAAAGGACGACGACCACAAACUGGGCACCAAGCGCGCAUCCGCUCCCUGGAACGCCGCCCGCCCCCCUCGUCCGGCCUGGGUCUUGCGCAUCGUCGCCUACCUCCUCGCCACCGCCGCCCUGGUCCUCCUCCUGUUCCAUGCCACGAGCCUCGACCGCGCCUCCGACGACAGCUAUGGCCGCUACAUCCCCGGUCUGCCGCCCAAAGCUCUCUCCGCCCCUUAUCCCUACGCAAAGACGGACACGAGCCGCGCCAGAGACUACAAUGGGCCCAUCACGCAACCCGAGCUGGCUGAAUCCCUCCGACCCGUCAUUGCUGUGAGCCCCGGCUCGGCCAACAACCGCAACGUCUUGUUUGCGGCCGCGAGCCUGCAGAGCGCAGCCACCCUGCUGCCCAUGGCUUGCCAGAUGGCCUCGGCGCGCCAGAACCAGGUUCACUUUGUGCUUGUGGGCAGGGACGACAUUCCCCUGAAGGAACUGCUGAAAAUAAACGGCAUAGACUCGACCUGUCCUCUGACAAUGCACGAUGCCCGACCCAACAAGGCCGCCGCCUCGACCGACCGGCGCAUGACGCUGGCCGUCGAGCGAGCCAUGGCCGUCUUCCACCGCGUCGCCCACCCGCAAGCCAUCCUCAUUGACGCCACAGACGCCGAGGACAUGUAUCUCCGCCGCGCUGUGCGCGACCAGGCCAAGAAGACGCAGUCAGCGCUCAUUGAGCUGCCAGAAAGGCCCCAGUCCCGCCUGGCCUGGAUCACCAAGCUGGACGCGUCGGCCCUGGCCGCAUGGAACAAGGUUCGCUUCGACAUUGUCGUCCACAGCCCCCGAACCGGCACUGGAAAUCUCAAGAGGCUGCUGCGGUCCAUAGCACGCGCCGACCUUGGCGGCCACUCGGUCCCUCACCUGGUCGUCGAGCUGCCCUCGACCGUCGAGGCGCCCCUGGAAAGGUUCUUGGCCGGCUACAACUGGCCGCCGCCGUACCCGGGCGAAAAGCUGAUGCCUUCAAUGCUCUCCUUACGCCGGCGCAUCCCGCGGCAGAAGCUGACGGAAGAGGAGAGCUCGGCUCGCUUCCUCGAGUCGUUUUGGCCGUCGGACCCUCUCCACUCCCAUGUCCUGGUCUUGUCACCGCACAUGGAGGUCAGCCCCCAUUUUUUCCAUUACGUCAAGUACUCUCUCCUCUUUCAGCGGCAUUCCCGAGCGGCAUUUGGCGAGAGUCGCCACUCCACCAUGAUGGCCAUGAGCCUCUCGGUCCCCACCACCAUCUUGGGCAGCACGCGGCCGUUUACGCCACCCCCGCCGUUGCGAGCUGGUGAAGCCGAAUCCGCCGCAGGGACGGCUUUUCUUUGGCAGGCGCCGACGAGCGAUGCAGUUCUGGUAAUGGGCGACAAGUGGGUCGAGCUGCACGGGUACGUGUCGCAGGUGCUGGACAGACAGCAUGCCAUGUCCGCCUCGCCCGCCAUGCUGGCCUCGAAAGAGGUGGGCAAGCAGUACUCAGCCUGGAUGGAGUACGCGCUGCAGCUGUCGCGCCUGCGGGGCUAUUUGACGCUCUACCCCAGCCGGCAGACUGCGGAUGCCAUUGCCGGCGCACACACGGACCUGCCUGAAAGACCCGAGGAGUAUCAAGGGCAGGCUGGCACGCGAGAAAAGGAUAAGGACAUGGUGGACAUGCUGGAGACGCUCCCGGGAGAGGGAGAGCAGCAACUGCUCGGCAGCUUGCCCGUGCUGUCUUGGGAUGGGCAGCAAAUAAGAGACGACGCCCUCGAGGAGGGUGCGGUGCAGUUGACGAUGGAUUUCCGUCAGCAGGUCGGGCAGUGUUCCUUCGAGGACUCCGCGAAGCUGGCCCGCGCCGACAGGUAUGCCCGGGACCUGUUUUGCCAGACGGGCGAGGACAGGGGGUAG
This is a messenger RNA of Hirsutella rhossiliensis, 1953 nucleotides long. Its product is annotated as glycosyltransferase 2. The record is from RefSeq and is a predicted model, not a curated record. The coding region runs from base 1 to 1953 and encodes 650 amino acids. NCBI's taxonomy places the organism in Eukaryota, Fungi, Ascomycota, Sordariomycetes, Hypocreales, Ophiocordycipitaceae. The transcript is spliced from 7 exons.